UCGCCUGCUGCUGCAGCAGAAGCUCUUGACUGUGCCUUUCCACCAGCGCCGCUCUCACCACACCAUGGCCACCCUACAGCAGACUAAAGAACUUUUCAGGAGAGCGGAUGCCGUUUGUUUCGACGUGGACAGCACCGUCAUCAAAGAAGAGGGCAUCGAUGAACUCGCCAAGUUCUGUGGCGUUGGAGACGCGGUGACUGAAAUGACGCGCAAAGCCAUGGGAGGCUCUGUGACUUUUAAAGCGGCUCUGACCGAGCGCCUCUCCAUAAUUCGGUGCUCAAGAGAACAAGUGAACAAACUGAUCACUGACCAUCCACCUCAGCUGACACCAGGCAUCACUGAACUUGUGGAGCGUCUCCACCAACGAAACAUCCAGGUUUUCCUCAUAUCAGGAGGCUUCCGCUGCAUCGUUGAACACGUGGCCACUCAGCUCAACAUCCCUCUGCAUCAUGUUUACGCCAACAGGCUGAAGUUUCACUUCAAUGGAGAAUACGCGGGUUUUGACGAGAGCCAGCCGACAGCGGAGAGCGGCGGGAAAGGAAAGGUCAUCAGCAUGUUGAAGGAGCAGUACGGCUUUGAGACGGUGGUGAUGAUCGGAGAUGGGGCCACAGAUCUAGAGGCGUGUCCUCCUGCUAGCGCUUUUGUUGGAUUUGGUGGUAACGUGGUGAGGCAACAGGUGAAGGAGAAGUCUACGUGGUACGUCACCAGUUUUGCUGAGCUGCUGGAGGAGCUGGAGAAAAUCUAAACCAACACUGUUUUAUAUUUGCACCCGAGGGUGCGCCGCUGAUUUUAAAGAUAGAUUUUAUAUACUAAUGUUUACAUGACUGAGGCUCAUCCUCAAAGCAUCUUUUUUUUUUUAAUUUUUAAUAGAAUACACUAUAUUGAACUAACAAGCUUCAUCUCAGAGUAUUUAAGCUAACGUCCUUCCGGCAUGUUGAAGCAAUGAGCCAUGGUUUUAAAACUGUAAAGUUGAAUUUAAUUUGACUGUUCUGUUCAGAACAUUAAACACCAGAUGAA
Messenger RNA from Synchiropus splendidus (mandarinfish), 1017 nucleotides. RefSeq names its product phosphoserine phosphatase (gene psph). Gene Ontology annotation, molecular function: magnesium ion binding; L-phosphoserine phosphatase activity. The transcript is spliced from 6 exons. Lineage: Eukaryota; Metazoa; Chordata; Actinopteri; Syngnathiformes; Callionymidae. Bases 65 to 745 code for a protein of 226 amino acids. Gene Ontology annotation, biological process: dephosphorylation; L-serine biosynthetic process. The record is from RefSeq and is a predicted model, not a curated record. Gene Ontology annotation, cellular component: cytoplasm.